Messenger RNA from Baudoinia panamericana UAMH 10762, 216 nucleotides. RefSeq lists its product as uncharacterized. Bases 1 to 216 code for a protein of 71 amino acids. Lineage: Eukaryota; Fungi; Ascomycota; Dothideomycetes; Mycosphaerellales; Teratosphaeriaceae. The transcript has a single exon. The record is from RefSeq and is a predicted model, not a curated record.
AUGACAGAGUGCAUGCCCAUUUCCACGGCUCCACUCAGCUACCGCUUGAAAAGAAACGGCACGUCUGGCAUCAGCGUAGGGCCCGAGAUUCGUAUCUUCGAUACGAGCCAUCAACCACAUGACUCUCAAGAGGUAGGCCGCAUUUGCGUACGUGGUGCACCUGUCUUCGCGGGUUACCUUACGGCUGAGAAUAACAUGGACAAGACCUGCCUUUAG